AUGCUUUUGGAUAGUGGGAAAGGUCGUGAAGUAAAACAAGAGCAAAAUCAAACUCAACGAUAUUGGAAUAUGGAUGUAGUGGAUUGGGAGCAGAUAAAUGCUUGCAUGAAGAUUCUUGAAAUAUCCCCGGAAAUGCCACAGGUGAUCGGAAGGGGUGACCAGAGCAAGUCAUUGCUCUUUGAUGCUAGCAGUUUGGCCAAAGAUUUGAUGAAGAUAGAAGAGAUCGACAUUAGUAAGAAUAAAUGGGUGAUUAUAAGCAAGGUAUGGGUGGAAAUGUAUUAUGGUGCAAAUCAUUCACCAGCCAAUACUCUAGCAGACCAAGUGAGCAAAGGUGGGGAGCUCAUUACCAUCGUUUGGUUGUUGAUGGCUCAUUUUCGUUUGAGUGAUCAAUUCCCAAUUACUGAAGGCCAAGAAAUAGCAAAACUCAUUAUUGGCAAGUAG
This is a messenger RNA of Lactuca saligna, 441 nucleotides long. The record is from the annotation of a GenBank genome assembly. Lineage: Eukaryota; Viridiplantae; Streptophyta; Magnoliopsida; Asterales; Asteraceae.